ACAUUUACACCUGUGGCCUGCAAGGCGCGUCUUUCAAAUGUGACACAAAUAUAGAGGUGCCUUAUUUUGGUAGGGCUGAGGCGUCAAGGCUCUUCAGCGAGGGGUGGUAGCGCGACAGGCAGAGAUGAGAGUGGGAGGUCCUCUGUGGCGUGACGUCGCGAUUGGCCCGGUGCCUUUUUCUUCAGCAGGGUCUCCAUGCCUCUCUCUCUCCCUCUGUGAUCAGUGGGUGAGAGGGGGGAGACGAGCAACACACAGCGGAGAAUCCGGGUGUGCGCCUCCGUCAUCAUCAUUAUCAUCAUCCUGCUUGCCAUCGUCCUUUCCAUCACAGCGCCAGUUCUGGAACAGCCCACUUCGGUCCUGGAGACGCCCGAGUCUGCAGCAGCAGCAGCAGCAGCAGCAGCGCGAUCUGCGUUUUUUCCCCCCCCAGCCUUUUAUCUGAAUGACGGGCGGAAGGUUUGAUUUCGACGACGGUGGCACUUACUGCGGGGGGUGGGAGGAUGGCAAAGCCCAUGGGCACGGCAUCUGCACCGGACCCAAGGGCCAGGGCGAAUACGCCGGGUCCUGGUCGCACGGCUUCGAGAUCGUAGGGGUGUACACCUGGCCAAGCGGGAAUACCUACAAGGGCUACUGGUCCCAGGGGAAGCGGCACGGGCUCGGCGUGGAGAAUAAAGGCAGGUGGAUCUAUCGAGGAGAGUGGAGUCACGGCUUUAAGGGUCGCUACGGGGUCCGGCAAAGCCACAACACACCUGCCAGAUACGAGGGGACCUGGAGCAACGGGCUGCAGGAUGGAUAUGGGGUCGAAACGUACGGCGAUGGCGGUAAGAGCCCACAAUCGUCCUUGUGGCUUUAACACAUCAUGUGUUAU
Molecule: messenger RNA, 865 nt
Organism: Poecilia latipinna (sailfin molly)
Lineage: Eukaryota; Metazoa; Chordata; Actinopteri; Cyprinodontiformes; Poeciliidae
Product: junctophilin-1-like
Exons: 2
Coding region: 440-850 (136 amino acids)
Cellular component (GO): endoplasmic reticulum membrane; plasma membrane; junctional membrane complex
Source: RefSeq, a predicted model, not a curated record